This is a messenger RNA of Clarias gariepinus (North African catfish), 2538 nucleotides long. RefSeq names its product transient receptor potential cation channel, subfamily C, member 7b (gene trpc7b). Gene Ontology annotation, molecular function: inositol 1,4,5 trisphosphate binding; store-operated calcium channel activity; protein binding. The record is from RefSeq and is a predicted model, not a curated record. The coding region runs from base 1 to 2538 and encodes 845 amino acids. Gene Ontology annotation, biological process: regulation of cytosolic calcium ion concentration; calcium ion transmembrane transport; manganese ion transport. Gene Ontology annotation, cellular component: membrane; cation channel complex. NCBI's taxonomy places the organism in Eukaryota, Metazoa, Chordata, Actinopteri, Siluriformes, Clariidae. The transcript is spliced from 11 exons.
AUGAUGCAUCGCAGACACACCACCCUGCGGGAAAAGGGGCGCCGACAGGCCAUCCGAGGCCCUGCGUACAUGUUUAACGAACGUGGCACCAGUCUCACUACAGAGGAAGAGCGUUUUCUUGAUGCCGCUGAGUACGGAAACAUCCCUGUCGUCCGCAAGAUGCUUGAAGAGUGCAAAACGCUCAACUUUAACUGUGUCGACUACAUGGGCCAGAACGCAUUGCAGCUAGCUGUAGCCAAUGAGCAUUUGGAAGUCACAGAGCUGCUUCUGAAGAAGAAGGGGCUCGCCAGAGUGGGGGACGCCCUGCUGUUGGCUAUUAGCAAAGGCUAUGUACGAAUUGUUGAAGCUAUCUUGGCUCACCCAGCGUUUGCAGGAGGCCUGAGACUAACGUUAAGUCCCCUGGAACAGGAACUUAGAGAUGAUGACUUUUAUGCAUACGAUGAGGAUGGAACACGCUUUUCACAGGACAUAACUCCAGUGAUUUUGGCCUCGCACUGCCAAGAGUAUGAGAUUGUGCACAUUCUGUUGAUGAAGGGCGCCAGGAUAGAGCGGCCACAUGACUACUUCUGCAAGUGCAAUGAGUGCACGGAAAAACAGAAGCGUGACUCUUUUAGCCAUUCUCGUUCACGUAUGAAUGCGUAUAAAGGGCUUGCUAGCGCUGCCUACCUGUCACUUUCCAGCGAAGACCCUGUACUCACAGCUCUGGAGCUCAGCAAUGAACUGGCACGUCUUGCUAAUAUAGAGACAGAGUUUAAGAAUGAUUACCGCAAGCUGUCCAUGCAGUGUAAGGACUUUGUGGUAGGUGUGCUGGACCUGUGCCGGGAUACGGAGGAGGUCGAGGCCAUUCUGAACGGUGAUGUGGACCAGAUGCCACUCGCGGAGCACCAGCGGCCCUGCCUCAGCCGUAUCAAACUCGCCAUUAAAUAUGAAGUUAAGAAGUUUGUUGCCCAUCCUAACUGCCAGCAGCAGCUCUUAACUAUCUGGUAUGAGAAUCUGGCUGGCCUGAGGCAGCAGUCCAUAGGAGUGAAGUGUCUCACUGUGCUAGGAGUAACAAUAGGACUUCCUUUCCUUGCCAUCGCUUAUUGGAUCAUUCCCUGCAGCAAGCUGGGUCAGAUUCUCCGCAGUCCCUUCAUGAAGUUUGUGGCACAUGCCGUCUCCUUCACCAUUUUCUUGGGCCUGCUGGUGCUGAACGCUUCGGACCGCUUCGAGGGAGUGAAGAAUCUCCCCAAUGAGACCAUCACAGAUCAUCCACGUCAGGUGUUCCGGGUCAAAACCACUCAGUUCUCCUGGACAGAACUCCUCAUCAUGAAAUGGGUGCUGGGUAUGAUCUGGUCCGAGUGUAAAGAAAUUUGGUCCGAUGGUCCGCGCGAGUACGUCAUGCACCUGUGGAACGUUCUGGACUUCGGCAUGCUGUCCAUCUUCGUCGCAUCCUUCACAGCUCGCUUCAUGGCGUUCCUAAAGGCAUCCAAAGCACAACUUUACAUAGACCUCCACGUGCCCAAUCAUGACAUCAGCAACGCCUCACUGCCUGCUGACAUCGCAUACUUCACUUAUGCGAGGAAUAAGUGGAGACCAUCCGACCCUCAGAUUAUCUCGGAGGGUUUGUAUGCCAUCGCAGUGGUCCUGAGUUUCUCGCGCAUCGCCUACAUCCUGCCAGCCAACGAGAGCUUCGGGCCGCUGCAGAUCUCGCUGGGGCGCACAGUUAAAGACAUCUUCAAAUUCAUGGUCAUCUUCAUCAUGGUCUUCGUUGCCUUUAUGAUUGGCAUGUUCAACCUGUACUCAUACUACUUAGGAGCCAAGUACAACCCUGCCUUUACAACGGUGGAGGAGAGCUUUAAAACGUUGUUCUGGUCCAUUUUUGGCUUGUCGGAGGUGAUCUCGGUGGUUCUGAAGUACGACCAUAAGUUCAUUGAGAACAUCGGCUAUGUGCUGUACGGUGUGUAUAACGUGACCAUGGUGGUGGUCCUGCUCAACAUGCUCAUAGCCAUGAUAAACAGCUCCUACCAGGAAAUAGAGGAGGACGCUGAUGUUGAGUGGAAGUUUGCUCGUGCUAAGCUCUGGUUGUCAUAUUUUGACGAAGGCCGCACACUGCCCGCCCCCUUUAACCUGGUGCCCAGUCCCAAGUCUUUCUAUUAUCUGGCCCUGCGCACCAAAGCAUGUCUCGUGCACCUCUGUAAGGCCAAAGGUCAUCGGCACGAAAAUGAACUGGAGAUGGGCAUGCUUAACUCAAGACCAAAGCUGGAUCGAUACCGUGCUAACUCGAGAAUCAGAGAGGAGAACACGGUGAAGAAACCCAUCAAAAACCCCACACGCUACCAGAAGAUUAUGAAGCGUCUUAUAAAGAGGUAUGUUCUAAAGGCGCAGGUCGACAGGGAGAAUGAUGAAGUUAAUGAAGGUGAGCUGAAAGAGAUAAAGCAGGAUAUCUCCAGCCUGCGCUACGAGCUGCUGGAAGAGAAAUCUCAGGCCACUGGAGAACUGGCCGACCUCAUUCAACAACUUAGUGACAAGUUCAGCAAGAACGACAAAAAACAGCCCUGA